AUGACAUACCUCAAUUUUUUUCUAGAAGCCUUGGCAGACGGAUGUGUGCCGAACUUUCUUCACAAAUUACAAAAGAAAUCUAUAAAUUACACCAGCAAAACUGUUCCCCGAAUUACUGUAAACCUUUCAUAGUGCGUUCGAAACCCUUCGAAAUUGUUAUCCUGAGUGGCACCAUCCGCACGGACAGGGUCCGAUUUGCAUUGAUCCAUUUUUCACAGACAGCCAUUGUGAAAAAGUGAAGCUGGAAGGCUGGUGACGACGAGCAGCAUCGAUUAGCAGGGCACAUAACACACCAGCUGCGAUCGGGCUGUGUGGACUGCGGCCGAGUGAGAUACAAUCAACUGAUGUGUGGAUUUAGGUAAUAAUAAUUUCGCUUGCUAAGUGUUUAAACUACCCCGACAAGGCUCGUAAUCAAUCGUCGUGUGGACUGAAAAGUGCAAAAGUGUAAGUGUGUGCGUGUGUGCAUGUGUGAAUCGCAUUUGGCUGGUAUAGUGGUAGUGGUGUAAAGAAGGGCCGUGCUGCCAGUAUUCUACUAUGUGACGUUUGAGCGAUCGAUUAGCGUUUCCAGCAGUGUGAUUUUUGUUUUCAUUUUUGCUAUCAUCCUCAACCAAAAAUAACAACUAGUUUCCCCCAACACGGGCAUACAUUUAACAGUGGAAAGUGUGAGAAUUGUGUGCACCAUUUGUCGUAUGCAAAUAUAUAUAUUUAUAUAUAUAUUAUGUUGAAUACAUUCACACAGUUUGGCUUUGAGCUCUGAUAUUCCCAUGUACCAAUUUGGUAAAAUGUUUGCCGUACAAUGUUUAGUUCGCUAACGGAGUGAGCGAGAAAAAAUAUGGUUCGUCCAGUAGCUGCUAGUUGUGGUUUAAGUUUAACUUCGACGAUACUAUCGGCAACUGUUACCCGAGCCUGAAGAGAGGGUUAUAGGCGUGUGAAAGAGUUACAGUGCUAGUGUGGUGGAGUAAAUCUAGCACGAAGGUGCAAAGAAGCAAUACACUGACGCGAGACAAGAAACGUUUAUUUAUAUAUUUAUAAAUGAGAUAGAAGUGCUUGGGAAGCAACCAGCUGAUCGGCACUUAAGUUGCGCUUGGAGUUACAGUUCGGCGGUUUUCGUUACGUGCACCGUCAGAGUCAAAACCGGAUGUUGAUUGCAUCUAUAGAAGCUUUUGGUCCAAACAGUAUCAAUAACAAUAACAAACACACAACAUAGUAAUCCUUUAUAGCUGAAAUAAAAUUGAUCAAGUUGGCUGUUCAAGUAAACUAUCUAGUUGAUAGUAGGCUGAGCGUUGUUACUUGCAUCCCUCGCAAAAUCGAUCCACCUGUUAGAAAUACGGCGGCGGUAAUAGCAUCCACCGACCAAGAAUACGAUUUGCGAUAUAGGGGUAUGGUAUAUUUUCUGGGUGAUUGGGGCAUGGGAGAUAUUGAACGUACUACGGCGCAACAUGUCCCUACAAAUUUGCAGCAACUCAAUUUCCACAACCAUACCAGUAGCCAGCAGCAUCAGCAGCAGCAGCAGCAGCAGCAGCAGCAGCAGCAGCAACAGCAAACACAGCAGCAACAUGAACAACAUCUUCAGCAGUCGCGAUCUGUACAGUACAACAAUGUUACCCAACAUCUUCAACAGCAGCAUUUGCAGUCGCCGCAGCACCAGUCCCAUCGCUAUGAACGAUCGAGUGCUGGCGGUAGUUUCAAUGUAACGAAGAGUGAGAAUAUCUCUACCUACUUGAAAGAAGUCCAGCAGCAGCAACGCGCUCAGCAGGUUGAUGUUCGACAAAACAACGUCAAGGUCGCCAACGGUGGCUUCCAACAACAACUACUGCGCACCGGAUCUGGACAUCAUCAUGAGCAGGAACAGCUGCCGAAACAGCAUACCUUGCACUUUCAUCACCAGCAGCAACAACACACGCACCACGAUGUCGAAAGCGAUGAGGACGAAAUCGCAUUAUAUCCUCUCAAUAAUCAGGUUGGCGGUCACACGAGGCUUUUGUUGCUAAACCAGAGCACUGUGAUUAAACCCCUUAACCUUCGCGAACUUGAGUUCUAUCAAAACAUUCCCAGCGAUAUACAGCAGUUCGUUCCAAAGUACAGAGGUGUGAUGCAAGCAACUACUAUGGGUGGUUCUAAACUGGAGAAACGUUAUUCACCCAGCUUCCGUGACGACCCUAUUCGAAAGACUGCAGCAUCAAAAAGGAAGCGCGAAGAAGUGUUACGGAUGAAAAUACAUAAAAAUGGAAUACCUUCCGAAGUGUUAAAAAGUAUUGCACAGAUAGACAACUCUAAUAAACAAUAUUUUCUAAUGCUGGAAAACAUAACUUCCGCUUACCGGAACCCAUGUAUACUGGAUCUCAAAAUGGGCACACGACAACAUGGUGAUGACGCAUCGGCGGAAAAACGAAGCAAGCAGAUGGCCAAAUGUGCGGCUAGCACAUCCGCCUCACUUGGCGUCAGGCUGUGCGGUAUGCAGGUUUACCAGGCAAAUCUUGAUCAUUACAUGAAACGAGACAAGUACUGGGGCCGUGAACUUACUGAAGACGGUUUCAAAGGAGCGCUUCAUAACUUUUUCCACAACGGAUACCGGUUACGGACGAAGGUCAUUGCAAAGGUGCUUGGCAAGUUGGAGCAGUUGCGUCGUGUUAUCGAGAAACAAUCGAGCUAUCGCUUCUACUCGUGCUCCCUUCUAAUCGUUUACGAAGGAUACGAAGAGGUUCCGGUGCCAAAUGCCGGUGACUAUCAUUUGCUUGAAACGGAAUCAAACUCAUGCUGCUAUGAUGCGGACGCUUCAAACAGCUCGAUUGAGCAGUACCUGUUGUCCUCUUCUAACGAGGAAUCUCCGAUACCGUCAAACAUCACCUCAUCUGUAAAUACACGCCGUACAUCAACGUCCAUGGCCACCGCAAUAGCAGCAAUGGCCGCGGCAACCAAGGCUACCACACUCACCACUGCAGCAACCUCCAACCCGAUGCGGCCACCACCGGCGAUAGCUGCUCGUGAUGAUGAUAGCACACAAAGGAGCAUUUUCACCGAGCAUCAUUUCCGCAGCGUUGUAACGGACGAUGAUAACAACCGGGAAAGGCGAAUCGAUAGUACCGCCUGUUCGCGAGAAGCUCAUGCAUCCGAAACUAAAAUCGUGCCCUUUGUUCCGAUAUCGGAAGAAACGAUCUAUCCCGGUGGACCAACGGACGAUGGUUCGACCUCGCCAAGCGAUGCCAUUCCAAUGCCGUCAGGGGUUGCGGGCGCGGCACAAACUCUCACCAGUUCCAGUCCACACUCUAUGGAUUCGUGGAUGAACUACAGCAGCAAUAGUAAUAGCAGCAGCGAUGAUUAUGCUUCGUCGUUUGUGGUACCGAACCAUCUGCAAAGUUCCUCUGCAGUUCAACCAGAAGCUGGGUCCGAAUUUGAAGAUAGCUUCGGUGGCGAUGGUGUAUGCGACCGAAUUGAGGGAAGGCACCACAGUACGGCAAGUUCCGGAGUUGUGGACUUUAGUACCAGUAUUAAGUUCGGCCACAGCAAACUCGUUGAGCAGAGCAGCAAUAUUAGCAAUAAUAACAGCGCACCGAUUGGAAACAAGACGAGAGAAAACAACGGUGCAAGGAUCGAUAGGACUGAUGAUGGGAGCAGCGUUGUAGAUAUUGGAAGCAAUUUCGAGGAAGGACAGCAUGACAACUCUGACGCCGGAUAUCACGAAGAUGAAGAGGUGGACGAUGACGAUGAGGAGGAGGGCGAAGUGGACGAUGAGGAGGAACGUCAACUGAUGAGACAGAAACUGCUGGCAGGGAACAGUUCCAAACGAUUGCGUGGUAAGGAUAGUUGCUGCUCCGCCGGAUCUGUUGGUGCCGUUGGUGCUAAUAGCAUUAUCGCUAGCAGUAGGCCCAGCGACGGCCCAAGUUUAGUUCCAUUGCGCCGGAAACUAAGCUCUAAAUCUAAGUCUGGUUCAUUGGGAGGAGUUGCAGGCAGCAGUACGGGUCCGGGUUCCUCAGGAGGAACGUUGGCGGAUGUACGAAUGAUUGAUUUCGCGCACACGACGUUCGAAAUUAAGAACGGCGGUGCAUCGUUAUGUAGCAGUGCAAAUGUUAAGGUGCACCACGGUCCGGACAGUGGGUUCCUCCGUGGGCUCGACAGCCUCAAACGUAUACUAUCGGAAAUAUGUGAGGAAUACUAUUGAAGCGAAGCAACUCGGAGAGACGUGAAGUGGAAGGCACAUAGUGCUGGAAUGACUGUGUAUAGAUAGUGUAGUGAAAGAAGGCGGUGAGACGCACGAGCUGCGACUCAAUGUUAUGUACGUGCAAUUUGCAAUUGAAAAUCGCCAGGAUCGUGCGUCGUCGGUCGCGAAUUCCGGACUCACAAUAGUGUGAUGUUUUAGCUUACUUAGCUUAUUUUCGAUUUGUUUUACAUUUGAAUUUCUUAAAGUCCUCAAUGCCCGGGUUCGAGUGUUAUUUGCUCCUUCCUAUCUAUUGUUUACGAUUCGUUCUUGGGUAUUCUUUCAUUUAGGUGAAGAAUUAAAUCUCAUUGUCCUUGUUUCACACCUCACAGUGUAGUGCAGGAUGAAAAAUUAGCUGUUUCGUCGAAUUCACCCGAACGAAAUCGGUUGGUUAGGUUAGGGCUAGGGCGAUUUUCAUAGUUUCAGCCCCAAAGCUCGGACGAAGUGAACAGAACAGAAUUUACAACAAGCAAUUAUAGCUAGAAGGAACGAUUGAUGACACCGGCAAGCUAUACGAUAACGUCACGGUUUGACGAACCUACAUAUUCGUUGCGAUUACAGUAGAAAGGAACAAAACAAUGGUGAUUUUGAAAAGGGAUAAUUGUGAUACUAAAAGCAUUUGUCGGUCCCACUCAACAAAGCCAUCCCCUUUUUAGUUAACGUUCGUUCCAAAACGCUCAACAUCUUUCGUAUGUUUUAAAUGUUAUGUAUCGUACGUCUCGUAGGCAUAGUCGUGUGUGUAUUUAAGUGAAGAUAAAGGUGGUUCAAAAAUAUGAAAGUACAAUUUUUUUAUUUUUUUUUUAUUUCUCACUUUCCUUACUUUUGUUUACCGCUUUGCAUCGCACGCUCGUUUCAUUUGCUUUAGAUCUGACUUUUUAACUUUUUAAACAAUUUACCACGCGAUUGGGUUACCAACAAUCGAGCCCAUGCUUGCUAGCGCAUUCAGUUUCAUUUUGUUGUAUUAACACUUAUGUAGAUGGACGUAAACAUAACGUAUGUUAAUAAUUGACUUCAGUUUGAAUUGAAUAACUCCUGGACCACAUGCAUAACCUGUAGUUGAACGUUAGACUGUUUUAUAUUGAAAGAACGUGCUUUUUUAUUACACAAUAUAUAACAUCUGUGGUACAAUCACCAAUGAUUGAUUUUGAUUCUCCGGCAUCAAUUCAUUCAUCCAACGGUCGACGAUGGGUUAUGUUAAUGUCCGACGGGAAAAGUAAUGAUCCCUUAAAUUGUAGAAAGAGUUUGAUCAACGUACAACAACAAAAGGAAAAGAAUAGUUGUAUAAAACGCAACAUAAAUUGUUGUUUAAUUUGUCCCGAUGCUGAGGACUGUCCGACAUAACAACUCGUCACGCUAUCUAUGUCACAAUUAGCCAUCCUUUUGCCCAUUAGUCAGUAUUACAAUAUCUGCUGAGCAUAUGGUAGGCCGCAAUGAACAAAUAUCGUACACGACACGCUCUAACAUGGAAUUUGAUAAAACUGUCUUUGUUAUGAAGCAGCAUAACAAUAGAUUUGCACAAAUUAAAUUGCGCACUUGCAAUAACGGAGCGAGAAGAAACGGGUAGACGUUUGAAGAAAAUAAUACAAAUAUUAGCUAUUCUUAUAUUCGCUAUACCUGUACCAAUACACUUCCAUUGUACGGUUUAAUGUGCGUAUGAAGAAUGCAAUGGGUAAUUUUUAAUUUACAUCUUUUGCUCUCGCAUACCAGAUACUUAAAAAAAACAGUGAUGCAAAUCUUCGCCUCAGUCAUUCUUAGGAUGCUGACAGUUGUACACAACCUAAAAUGCAUUUGUUGCCACUAGUUGGUAUCUACUUUGUAUCAUUGGUAUUUGUCUCUUCACCCGUCGAUACUCUUCUCCGCCCUUCGUAAUUUGGAAAGAAUGUGUAAUUAGAUGUCUCAUAGCCAAGAAUAAUUAAAUAAUCGGUCAUUUUAAUCACACUUGUACAUUAAAAGGAAAAGAAAAAAAACAAACAAACAAACGCAGAACGUUACAACAGAAGGAAAGCUAUCAACAGUUGCUGCACAACCAGAAAACAGGAACAAAAACGCCUAAAUGAAAAAGUUUGUAAGGAUGGAAUAUUAGGCGCCGAGAAGAGCCGUUUUAGAGUAUCCAUGUUGCUGCUGUUCUUGUAUUUGGAUAAUUGUUACCAUCUCGACAAAAUAUUAGCAAUUGGUACUAGAUCUUAGCUGGAACCGAUCUCUUAGAAUUCCAUUGCGCAGAGUUAUUGCUGCUUUCGGUUAUGGCGUAGAUUGAGAACGUUUCCGAAAAGAUUUGUAAAACAAAUAAAUCAAAACAAUUUAAUCAAAUCGAACAUUUUACAGUUGAAAAGAAUUGGAAUAUCAGAAAGUGUACAUGACACUUAUGGCUCUUCAACGGACAAUUUUAAUCUUUGCCGUUUUUCACCCAUUGGUAUAAUAUAACUCCUUUGAGUUUAUGUAGCGUAUUACUUUUGCCACGAGCGUUAAAUAGCCAGCAUUUUAGCAGUUUGAAGUGUUGUUUCCUCCAUAGCAUACGAUAAAAGCUUUGAAAAUUAGUGAAGAAACAAAAAAGCAACACGUCUGCACAUAUUUAUUGAAAAAAAUAACGACGAAAACAAAAACAACUGCAACAAGUGUGUGAUCAUUUAAUGUUAAUUUACUGCUAAAAGUGGAGUAUUGCUGAGAAUGAAGCGAAGACGUAAGUAACGUAUUUAUUUCUAACAAAAAUGAACGACGAUAAGCAAAAAGAAAACAAAAAAAAGAAGCGAAACAAGAAUCAGUGGAGAAGGAAGAGUGUGUUGUGUAAACGAAUUAGAAAAGAAUACCCGUGUCCCAGGGUAGCAGGGAAAUGAAAUUGAGAGCAUAAAAUAAAAAAAUAAUAAAAAAACAAAACAAAUAUGUAGCGUGUACCAUAUAUUAAUUUGAAAGACCUGAAUAAAGAUUUAAAUUUUUGAAA
Molecule: messenger RNA, 7130 nt
Organism: Anopheles coluzzii
Lineage: Eukaryota; Metazoa; Arthropoda; Insecta; Diptera; Culicidae
Gene: Ip6k
Exons: 7
Coding region: 1382-4159 (925 amino acids)
Biological process (GO): phosphatidylinositol phosphate biosynthetic process; inositol phosphate biosynthetic process
Cellular component (GO): cytoplasm; nucleus
Molecular function (GO): inositol hexakisphosphate kinase activity
Source: RefSeq, a predicted model, not a curated record